Messenger RNA from Mytilus californianus (California mussel), 7533 nucleotides. RefSeq names its product cell death abnormality protein 1-like. NCBI's taxonomy places the organism in Eukaryota, Metazoa, Mollusca, Bivalvia, Mytilida, Mytilidae. The coding region runs from base 754 to 4740 and encodes 1328 amino acids. The record is from RefSeq and is a predicted model, not a curated record. The transcript is spliced from 5 exons. Gene Ontology annotation, molecular function: scavenger receptor activity.
CAGACGAGCAGCUAGGUGAGGUGUUAAAGCCACACUUAUUUUGUUCAGUGAUAUUGUCAUUUAGUUUCUGUGUUGUGGAUUAUAAAAUAGCACAGUCAAUGCAACCGGUUUAUAUAUGAUGAUAUACUCAUAAAUUACUUUUUGUUAAUGAAGUAUUUUAUUUGAAAUUGUUUUAACCUGGUAUAUUUCUUACAUAAUUUUAAAACUUAAUCAUUAAAUUUAUUAUUUUCGCACUGUCCAAAACAAAACAUUAACAUUAAAUCAAAUAAAUGUGAUCAAUUUAUCACACAUUACACUUAUAAAAAGUCACUUCCCAAUAUUUCUUCCUCGUGUCCACGAGGUUCUUAAAGGUAAAUUUACCAUAAUCCGAUCAAUAUUUAUUGAUCGAUUAGCUCACACAUAAUGUUGUUGUCUGUCCGAGAUUACGUUCUUUAUACAUAGGUGAUCAUUAAAAUUGUAUAGGAUGAUCGUCAAGUUGAAUAACAUGCUGUAUUGUAAACUCAGCGAUGUAGAACGGACCGAAACAGCACUUUAUUUAUAAAAAUUGUGACAGUACUUCUCAUUCAUAACUAAAGUGUGGGUGUCAACGAUUGAAUCACCCCGAAAGGCACCACCACAGACGACAGUUAGACAGGAUGUGUAUUUCCUCAUCAUAUUCCGUUUUUAGUGAAAAUAUAAAAAUAUUAGGACUUUCAUAAAUGGAUAACCAUUUUGACUUUAUCUUCGCUGAAACAUGCAAAAUUAAAUUGAUUGAUGGCCGUUCGUCUAUCCUUUGUGAUUUACCUAGGACAGGUGUUAAUCACGUUGUUGAUAUUAUUUCGAGGUGUAUCGGGAGACUGCACUAACUGCAAGCCAGGUCAUUGUGACAGUAGUCAAACAUGUGGUGAAUGUGUUGAUGGUUGGUGGGGUAACCCAUGCGUUAAAAGAUGUGGUUCUCAAUGUCAAACGGUACAAAUAUCCACGGGAAUAUUCAGUAAAGUGUGUGAGAAAGACACUGGGAAAUGUAAAGGUGGUUGUAGAAACGAUGUCUACGGGGAAUACUGUAAUAAACAAUGUAGCAGCCACUGUCUACAACUUACAGGAAGAAUAUGUGAUCUUGUCAGCGGUAAAUGUUUACAUAGUUGUAUUCAAGGUUACUAUGGACAAGAUUGCACAUCAACAUGCAGCAAAGGUUGUUUUCCUAUGGUAGUGAAAGGUGUUGCUGGUUACGUUAACAAAUGUAGUCCACAAACCGGAGUGUGUGAAAGUGAAAAGGGAUGUAAACCAGGCUGGUGUGGAACAAAAUGCGACGUAUCAUGUGGAAUUAACUGUAAUACUACAUAUAGCGCUUAUUUUCGGGAAGACGUGAAGCAAUGCUCCUGCGCAACAGGAAAGUGCACAGAUGGCUGCGAGUCCGGUUGGUACGGUGAAAACUGUGAAUGUACAUCAGAAAAUCUGAAAUGUGAUGAAUUUGGAUGCAAUAAAACCACACGAUUGUGCAACUUUUGUCAAACUGGGUAUCAUGGGGGUAAGUGUGAUCAGACUUGUCCUCGCAACUGCGGAUCAGACGGAUGUCACAGAAACAAUGGAACAUGUAUAAACUGUAAAAGCAAUUUGUAUGGAGCUCAAUGCCUAUGCAAAGGCUAUUGCGACCUUGCUGGCUGUGAUAGUCAAGGAAACUGCCGUUCUUGUGCGCCAGGUUGGCAUGGAAGUCGCUGUUUAGAUUCAUGUCUUGGAAACUGCAAAGACAGAUGCGAUAGAAACAGUGGGAAAUGUUUGUCCUGUCGUGAUGGAUUCUAUGGAGAACAAUGCGAAACGCGGUGUCCAUUAAACUGCCAUGAAACCCUCUGUGAACAAUAUACGGGACACUGUCUUCAGUGUGUGAAGGGAUUCUAUUCAGAAGAUUGCUCUUUAACGUGUCCAGUGGGAUGUGACAGUUCAGGGUGUCAGAAAAUAACUGGAGCUUGUUAUAACUGUAAACGUGGUUUUACUGGAAAUCAGUGCGAAUGCCAUGGAUAUUGUUCGGGAGAAGGAUGUAAUAGCACUACCGGCUUAUGUAAAAACUGCCAGUCUGGAUAUUACGAAACGUCUUGUGACAAAUCAUGUCCUAAAAAUUGUAACGAUAAUAAAUGUGAAAGAAAUUCAGGAAAUUGCUCUUCGUGUAAAGAUGGAUAUUAUGGAUCUGUCUGUGUGUGCUUAGGUAAUUGCAAAAAUGACCAAUGCAAUGAGCGCGGCGUAUGCGCUAAAUGUUCCAGUGGUUGGUAUGGUGAAUACUGUACCAGCAAAUGUUCUGUCAGCUGUGAUGGUGGAUGCGACAGAAUCAGUGGAUUUUGUGAACGAUGUAACCCUAGCUGGUAUGGUCCACAGUGUAAAUGUAAAGGACACUGUACUCAGAAUGGCUGUGGUGCAGAUGGAAUAUGUUUGGCUUGUUCUGGUGGAUGGUACGGACAAAACUGCCUCCAAAACUGCUCGUCAAAUUGUUUGAGAGAAGAUUGCGAACGAUUAACAGGAACGUGUAGCAGUUGCCAGGUCGGAUUCUUUGAUAAUGACUGCCAUAGUAUAUGCCCUGUCAACUGUUUCAGUUCCGAAUGCUCUAAGAGUGGUGGAAAAUGCUCGUAUGGAUGUAAGACUGGUGGAUUUGGAGAUUUUUGUAAUUCAACAUGCCCGCAUCAUUGUGAUGAACAGGGGUGCUUAGGCAAUGGUGAAUGUUACGGGUGCGAGUCUGGUUGGUUUGGUUUGCAGUGCCAAUGCAGAGGUCAUUGUUCUGAACUAGGAAAGUGUAACACAGAUGGGAGGUGUCAUCAGUGUAAACUCGGAUAUUUUGGAGAAAAUUGCAACCAGACGUGUCCUCAAAAUUGUAAAGGAAGUUGUAAUAGAGGUGAAGGUUCGUGUGAUCAAUGCAUUCUUGGUUACCAUGGUGAAUUUUGCAAUGAGCCAUGUCCUACAAAUUGUAACAAUAAUAUUUGUAAUAAAGCCGACGGUACUUGUUCUAAAUGUGAAGCAGGAUGGUAUGGGUCAAAAUGCGUGUGUACUGGACUGUGUGGACCUGGGGAGUGUGAUUUAAAUGGAACUUGCUUUACGUGCGCUGUUGGGUAUCAUGGACUAGCAUGCAAUGACUUUUGUUCGUCAACUUGUACAAGGAAGGGCUGCCUACGUAAAAAUGGACAUUGUCUAGAAUGUCCAGUGAAAACGUCUGGAUCGUUCUGUAAUUGCAGUGGAUAUUGUUUAAAUGGUAGAUGCAAUACAGCAGGUAAAUGUAACAAUUGUAACGCAUCAUGGCAUGGUGACAAUUGCGAUCAGUCUUGCCCGAAAAACUGCGCGACUAAAAAUUGUGAUCGCAUAACAGGUGCAUGUUCUGAUGGAUGCAUAAAAGGCUUUUUCGGACCAAAAUGCACGUGCUUAGGUCACUGUAAAAGUGGAUGUGAUGACACAGGAAAGUGUUUUGAAUGCGAAGAUGGAUGGCAGGGUAUUCAGUGUACGGAAAAAUGUCCUGUCAACUGUCUAUCAGCAUGCGCCAGAAACAACGGACAUUGCCUCCAAUGUAAAACGGGUUGGUAUGGCGCUGAGUGUACAUGCAUUGGACAUUGUGAUGCCAGAGAAUGUAACGAAAACGGCAUUUGUUUUUCGUGUGCUGAAGGUUGGUCAGGGGACAAUUGUACAGUGCCUUGUCCAAAAAAUUGUAAAGACAACAUUUGCCUACGUAAUGGAAAUUGCGUCAGUUGUAAAAGUGGGUGGUAUGGAAAUACGUGUCAAUGCUCUGGUCAAUGUUCAGGUAGAGGCUGCAACGUGACCUCUGGAAUUUGUCAUGAAUGUGAAAUAGGUUUCCACGGAAAUACAUGUCUUAAUUCAUGUCCUCGAAACUGUGAUAAUUCAGAAUGCUCACGUAAUGGUCGAUGUUUAUCUUGUUCAGCAGAUUGGUAUGGUGAUAAAUGUAAUUGUUCUGGAAACUGUGGUAUAUCGGGUUGUGACACAGCAACACACACUUGUUACAACUGUGAAAAAGGUUGGCACGGUCCAAAAUGCCUACAAACAUGUCCUUUCAACUGUGAGGACACGGGAUGCCAUAGAAAAUCGGGUGACUGUUUGUCAUGCGUUCCAAACCGUUCUGGAGAUAAAUGCCACUGCAUUGGAUAUUGCGAUUAUUCUCAUCCGAACAUGUGCACUAACACUGGAGACUGCUACAACUGCAGUAAAAACUACUUCGGUGUUAACUGUGAUCAAAUGUGUUCAAAAUAUUGUGACGGAUGUGAUAGAAAAUCCGGAUUGUGCACAAAAUGUAAGCAAGGUCUUUAUGGUCAAACAUGUAAACAGACAUGCAAUGCUGAUUGUUUUGAACUAUACUGUGGGAAAGACGAUGGAAAGUGUCUUCGUUGUGGUCCAGGUCGUUAUGGUGAUUUCUGUGAGAAAAAUUGUAGUUCUAACUGCAUUGGUGGAUAUUGUUCUCAGAAUGGGACUUGUCCAUUGGGAUGCAAAUCUGGGUGGAAGGGCAUGUCAUGUAUAGAACCUACUGGCAUAAGUUUGGUAUUGAUUGUAGUCAUGUCAGUUUGUGGUCUGGUUAUAUUCUUGCUGGUGUUUGUUUUCAUCUCAUGUGCCUGCAGUAGAAGAGACCCAGGGGAUGGAAAAGGAAAAUACACAGCAACAACACAUUUAAGGAGAUGGGGGACUGUAGUACGUACUCAUACACCAAAUAUCCACCAUCCUGCUAACAGAGAGGCUAAUAACGGACAUAUAACAGAUAGGUAUAUGGAUACUGAAAUGUAGAAUAAGAGGUUCAUAGUCAGCCUACAACUCCUGCUUUUAACGUGCAAUACAAAACUGAAAAAUCCAUUAUGUACACAAAAAUACUCGUGCCAAAGUCAUGACUAGUCACAACUACAGUGCUUCAUCAUGUGUUCAAAGGCUUAUAAAGCUGCUGUAUUGUAUUAAACACAUUAUGUAUACGUCCUUGUAAAUAAACUGUCUUUCACAACAUUACAUUGGUGUUUAGACUGAAUGGAUGUAACAUGAGACUACAGUAGUCUUAGAUAAAACAAGUUGCUUUUGGAAUGUAAAACCUUGGUUAUCUACCGUUAAAGAGGUUAUCAUAAGAGAGAGAGAGAUAUUAUGUUUGCCUUUUCUUGUCAUAGGAGUAAAACCACCAAAUUGUCUCUAGUCUAUCUAAUGUUCUUUGUUUUUGUAUAUUUGAGAAACAGUGAUUGACAUGGUUGAUGUUUUGUGGGACAAAAGCAAGACAUUUUAAUUGUCCCCACUGUUAACUUUAGCAGAUAAGAUUAAUUUCUUGUAUAUCAUUCACAUCGUAUGGUUCAAUAGUUGAUAUUAUUUUCUUUUAGUUGAUAUUAUUUUCAUUAUGUUUCAUUUACAUUUUUUUUUUUGCAGCUUACUGCAUGUAUUGACUUUUUAGGAGACCAAUGUAAUGCUUAAAGCCUUUGUUUAAAUUUUUUGAUAGAGUCCAUUUUUAUCCAUUUGAUGGUGAACCUCCAUUGAUUCAAUGAGCCAGCAUAUUUUGUGGUUUUUAUGUUUUAUCCAUUAAGAAUCAUACUUAUUAAUUAAAGUAAUAAAAAGGAAGCAACAGUAGAUUAGCAGAUAUAUUUAUAAUAAUAAUAGUAAAAAUGUCUGCGUUCCAAUACCAUUUAUUACCAAAGAUCAGCUAAUAUUUUACCUUCCUGGUGUUGCCUUAUUGUCUCAUUUUAUUUUAUCUUAUUUCUUAUUUUUUUCUAUAUAUAUAUAUAUAUAUAUAUAUUUUUUAUUUGAAUCAAAUCAUGUAUAGCAAGGACGGCUAUCUUUUGAUGGAAGUGAAGCUCUCAAAACCACCUCAAUCUCUCUGAAAGUUGAAGUUGUAUUAGUUUUCCUCCAUAGCGAAAUAGUGACUUUGCUGGCUAUCGUUAUUACAACUAUCUAGUACUUUAUAUGUAUACUAUCAUGUUUAUAAAUGAUGUUGAUAAAUUGCUAUGAUGUUACAUGUAAUUUACAUUUCUUUAUUUAUUUGAUUUUUUAUUGGAUUAAUAGUGCCAUUUGAGGUAUAAAUCCUGCUGAUUUUUUGCUUUGUAUGUUGUAGUUAGAUAAUACAGUGGGAAUAACUAAAAAUAAUUGUAAUUUAGACACGAAAUUUAAUGGUAUGAAAUUUUAAUCAUUUAAUAUUUGUUAUUUAUUUUUUAUUGAAAAAGAUUCUUUUGGAAUAUUUAGGUUUUAAAGAUAUUUAAAAAAAAAAAGACAUUUUUGAAAUUCACAUACAAUCUGAGUUUUAUCGUUAAUGAAAGUGUUUUCAGUUUGAAGUCAACUGAAUAAUGUGUGUAUGAUAAAUUAUUUGUCUAGGCUAGCUUUAUUUCAACUAACAUCACCAUUUAGUGCUUUAAUGAUAAGAUUUUGGUAAUUGGAAAAGAAUAUGUGAUACACAUGAAUAUGUGCCUUAAUACACCAUGGUCUAAAAUAUCAUGAAAGUUCAAUUGAAAGACGGUUUGUAAUUGACAGACAGAUCUAUGUGAAAUAGAACCCCAGAAACAUUUCUUAGUCAACACAGGUAACAAAAACUCUUUCACUCUUCUAAUGUGAACCAGAUACAACAAACUACAUCAAGACAUAGAACCACAAAUUCAGGGCCCGGGCUUUCAUUCCAGAAGGUAUUACAUAUUUAACACAUAUUUGAAAUAGUUCACAUGCACUUGUAUCUGAAUUUUUAUAACCUUUAUACCUUUGUGCCUCUGCCACAGCUGCAAGUGUGAAAUAUUUGCGCAAGUUUGGUACCAAAUGAAAACUAAUGGACAAUGGAUCACUGUAGAACACUUUUUGAAUGUUGAUUUUAAAUAAUAACAAAAUGAAUGAAAAUAGUAAGGUUUACCAGAGACAUAUAUAUACAUAUCUCUCUGGGUUUACUUUGCCUGUUUCUCAUAUAAGGAGUACCUGGUUUUUUUUACUUCCGAACUUCCGGGAACCAGUGCGCUUUUAUAUGCAAUUAUGGGUAUGCUGAUUUUAUGAUCAAUAUUGUUUUUACAUGGAAUUACUUUCAAUUUAUUUGAACUUAAGCCACAAUAGCUAUGCUUGAAAUUGCAAAUUUAACAUAGAAAGCAAUGGGUCCAUGAAUUAGUGGUUUUAUACCUCGAGACGUGCUGUAAGCAAAUGUUGAACAUUCAAUAAAAAAGAUUAAACUAGGUGAAAAUAAUGAGAAAUAGUGAACACUAUGUUAUUUUGACGAGAAAUGUAUUUUUAGACAUAGUUUAAGUACAUAGUUUAAGUGUCAUUGCAGCAAACAAUUAGUUGAAAUUUUAGAUUUGAUAUGUUUGGUUAUACACACUUGAAAUCAAUGAAAAUUAUAGAGGGUCUAUGUUCUUGUAAUGUAAUGAAGAACUAACACUAGGUUUUUUCUUACUAAGUAAUUUGAAACAGCAUUUUUUGUAUAACAUAACAACGACUUAUUUUAUAACAGCACAUUAUUCUUACCUUUUCUGCUUAAAAUAUGAACAUUUCUUAUACACUUAUUGAUAUCUCCAUAGUCCAUACUCGUUUCAAUGUUUAUGUAUUUAGCUUUGUAUUUACUUAUUAAAAUUUUCUACAAAUCAG